GAAGUCUCCACGGGACCUUGAUUACUGACAUGUUUUCAUCUGAUAAUUAAAUACCUGAGUUUAAUUAAAGCCAAAGCGAGUGUUUCACUGAACAUAUUCAAGGGAUGACCGUCUGUCUAAGUCACUUCUUCAUUAUGUACUGAUUCCCAGAAAACCAUGGAGUUGUUUGUAAGACGAAAACUACCAUCGCGUGUUCGGUCAUUGCUAACGGACAUCGGACCGAGGGAGGAAGAGCAUCUGGAGGACAUAGUUGACACAGUGCCAGCGGCUGUUGACGAAGAUGGGAUUAUACUUCCAAGAAGAGGCGCAUUGGACACAAGGGACCUUUUGACCCCAGCUGUGGGGAAUGACACUACAGAUGCCCCUAAUGGAGAAGCACAGAUGCAAGUGUGUGGCCUGUGUUUGUCCAAACCAUACUGUUACACCUGCCCACGGUGCAACAUAAUGUACUGCAGCUUGUCUUGUUAUCGAAGCCCAGGUCACUCAGGAUGUUCAGAGGAAUUCUAUAAAGAGUCUGUGUUCAAGGAGUUGAGAAAUACAGGGUUGACAGAGAAAGAGAGCAGGGAGAAGAUGCAGGAGAUUCUGCUCAGAUUAAGAACGAAUGAGGGAGCGAUGGACCAUAUUUCAGAACAACUAGGAGAGGAGGCAGAACCUGGAGGCACUGAGGCCCUGGAGCUUCUCUCUAGGCUGGCAGAGAUGCAAGCCAACGGGGAGGAGAACAAAGAGGAGAUUCAGAAGACACUCUUAAAACUCAGAGACAUUGAUGAAGAUGAGGACAGGUCAAGAGAGGAUGGCCUCAUAGAGGAAGGAGACCAAGAAGACUUGGCAGAUAAGUUAGCUGGCCUUGAUAUUGACACUCUGUCAGAAGAAGAACUGUGGACUUUGUUGAGUCACCAGGAUAGAGAGAAGUUUGAGGGACUAGUGAAAGGGGGUGCCAUUGGAGGACUGAUACCUAUCUGGAAGCCUUGGUGGGAGGUCCAUGACAAAUCUAAAGAGGUAGUCCUGGAGGUAAUGAGUGAGGACUCAACUCAUGAGCUGGAUGGGAAGAGAGUCGUACCAGAAGUGAAUGGGGUGAGCAAGGUCAUAGAUGAAGAAGGAAGAGAAGCACAGGUGGAAAGGACUGAAUGUGUGACAGGUCGAGAGAAGACUGGAAAGACUGAAGAUGCUGUAAAAAUGAAAAAUGUGAGUAAAAGUAAAAAAACAAGCAAACUAAAUAAGGGAUGUCAAGAAGUUGUCAAGAAAGGAGACAGAAAUAAACCCACUAAUAAUGUACCGCCUGUGAAUGUCAGUAAGAUUCCUCCUCUUCACUCCCUUACCACAAACCCCUCUCCUUUAUUGUGCAACACCCUUGUCAAUGUGUUGUAUGGCUACACAUUCUCUUUGUGCCUUUUCAAUGGCGAUAUCUCUGAAGAGGACAUGAUGCAGGAGUUCUGCCAGGCAGUGUUGGCCAUCUCUGAGGGCCUAUCCACAGGCGGGAUGUUCAGCUCCCUCCAGGAGUCUCUGGAGGCCGGAGUGACAGCAGUGUCAGCUGAAGGCUACUUUGACCGUGAGGACCCGCAGGCCCCAGCCAGAGCUGUGGAAGCUGUGGCCAAUGUCCUGACCCGACAAAGCAGUCGGGACUCUGUUGGAUACUCUUUGGCUGCUCUGUCACAGCUCCGUGGAGCCCUGACCAAAGCGCGAGGGCUCUUACCUAAAGAAGGAGACGGUGCAGAACCUAGAAGGAAGUAUUUUCAAGCGAUUAAGAAGUGCGAGUUCCUGCAGUCUUGGGCAAAGGAGAACACUCAGGAAGUGAAGACACUGGCUGCUGGUGUUUGGAGGGAGCAUUCGAGGAGAGAGAAUGAGAGAAGGGUUUUGGAAGAGGAAAAGAAAGGUGUGGUAAAGAGCUGGAAUAAAGGAAGAGGGAGAGGAGCACUGAUAGAGGAGAUUAAUGAGAAACUUUAGACUUUAUAACUAUGGACUUCCACUUGUAUGAACUGAAAUACUACUUCUUUAUAGUCAAAUGCAUUCUUUCGAUUUUGGCUCAAAUAAAGCUGUUCUUUAAUUUCCAGUAAAGUUGUGAACAUUUCAUAUGAAAUACAAAAAUGAAACAUAAAAUGACCCAUUUUUUGCAUGAUAAGCUUUGCAUUAAAUUGUAGUCAUAAACCUGGUACACCGUGAAACCACACAGUGUAUUAAGUUUGAUUGUUGGUGAAUAACACCACAUCCAACACUAGCUACUACCUGUUGUGGCACACUAUCAACAAAAGAAAGUAUGUAGUUUUAAGUGCUGCACAUUUCAUAAAACAAGAUGUGAGUGGUCCUUGUUCUGAGAAACAUCUCCUGUGUAAAACAUCCUUGGAAGUAUGAUUCUCCAUAUGUUGUUCAUCAUAGGCACUCCUUGUAAGGCUAGCCAUGUGUGUUCCCCACUGAAUUACUGUAGCAGACACAGCAAGGAUGGUGGAUGUGUAGCCUUUUCUUUCACAUUCAAGGAUUCUUGACUGUCACUUACAAAAUGGUCAACGGUCAAGUACACUGACAUAGACAGGCACACUUUAAGGUGACCUAUUCUUGCUGUCCCAGUCAAUGUUGUGAAUAGAUAUUCCUGUGCCAGUCCAACUGAGAAGUCUCUGAGUUAGUACACAUAGGGGAUGAUCCUGUAAGGCACUCUUUUGCAGUAAGUGUCCCAGGCCAGCCCGUACUUGGCCCUGCAUUGCCUCUCAUCUCGAUCCUCACGGUGGACGAGCAGGAUGGUGAAGUAAAUUAUGUAAAAAUAUGGGAGUAUAUGUGAGAACCCUAUAAGACAAAUAAACAGAUAUGAUCAUUA
Molecule: messenger RNA, 2803 nt
Organism: Clupea harengus (Atlantic herring)
Lineage: Eukaryota; Metazoa; Chordata; Actinopteri; Clupeiformes; Clupeidae
Gene: znhit2
Product: zinc finger, HIT-type containing 2
Source: RefSeq, a predicted model, not a curated record